Molecule: messenger RNA, 1812 nt
Organism: Saccharomyces paradoxus
Lineage: Eukaryota; Fungi; Ascomycota; Saccharomycetes; Saccharomycetales; Saccharomycetaceae
Gene: SPT20
Product: Spt20p
Exons: 1
Coding region: 1-1812 (603 amino acids)
Biological process (GO): regulation of transcription by RNA polymerase II
Cellular component (GO): SAGA complex
Molecular function (GO): transcription coregulator activity
Source: RefSeq, a predicted model, not a curated record
AUGAGUGCCAAUAGUCCGACAGGAAACGACCCUCAUGUGUUUGGUAUUCCUGUGAACGCAACACCAUCCAAUAUGGGUUCGCCAGGCAGUCCAGUUAACGUACCACCUAUGAACCCUACGGUAGCAAAUGUGAAUCAUCCCGUUGUGAGGACUAGUAGUAAUAAUAAUGCCAAUGAAGGUGCUAGGACUUUAACCAGGGAACAAAUACAGCAAUUGCAGCAAAGACAAAGAUUAUUGCUACAGCAGAGGCUACUCGAACAACAGAGAAAACAGCAAGCAUUACAAAACUAUGAGGCUCAGUUCUAUCAAAUGCUUAUGACGCUAAACAAAAGACCGAAAAGACUUUACAAUUUUGUGGAAGAUGCAGAUUCAAUUUUGAAAAAAUAUGAGCAAUAUUUACACAGUUUUGAAUUUCAUAUCUAUGAGAAUAAUUAUAAGAUUUGCGCUCCUGCAAAUAGCAGAUUACAACAGCAGCAAAAGCAACCUGAGCUGACUAGCGAUGGUCUAAUAUUAACCAAGAAUAAUGAAACGUUGAAAGAAUUCUUAGAGUACGUCGCCAGAGGAAGGAUUCCCGACGCUAUUAUGGAAGUCUUGAGGGAUUGUAAUAUUCAAUUCUAUGAAGGAAAUCUUAUUUUACAAGUUUAUGAUCAUACGAAUACAGUUGAUGUUACCCCUAAAGAGAACAAGCCUGAUUCAAAUACUUCUUCUUCCCCCCCUUCAAAUAAUGGUAGCACACAGGACAAUUCCAAGAUUCAGCAACCGUCCGAACUCAAUAGCGGUGUAGCAAAUACAGGCGCCAACACAACCAAUAAGAAGGCCUCCUUCAAACGACCUAGAGUAUAUCGAACGUUGUUGAAGCCUAACGAUUUAACUACGUACUAUGAUAUGAUGUCUUAUGCAGAUAAUGCACGGUUUUCCGAUAGCAUUUAUCAACAGUUUGAAUCUGAAAUAUUAACACUUACUAAGAGGAAUUUAUCACUAAGCGUUCCAUUAAAUCCAUAUGAGCACCGGAACAUGUUGGAAGAAGCAGCCUUCUCAGAACCUCAUUGGGAUGACCAAAAAAAAUCCUUUGUUCACGAACAUCGUGCUGAGUCCACGAGAGAAGGCACAAAGGGAGUUGUAGGGCAUAUCGAAGAGCAUGAUGAAUUUCCACAACAUAGUUCGAAUUAUGAACAGUUGAUGUUAAUCAUGAAUGAACGCACAACAACAAUAACCAACUCCACGUUUGCCGUUUCACUAACCAAGAAUGCGAUGGAGAUUGCAAGCUCUAAUUCUAAUGGUGCCCGUGGAGCUUCGUCCUCAACUUCGAAUUCCGCGUCAAAUACAAGGAAUAACAGUUUGGCCAACGGCAACCAAGUAGCUUUAGCAGCGGCGGCGGCGGCGGCGGCAGUGGGAUCCACCAUGGGUAACGAUAAUAAUCAAUUUAGCAGGCUGAAAUUUAUUGAACAAUGGAGAAUAAAUAAAGAAAAGAGAAAACAGCAGGCUUUAAGUGCAAACAUCAAUCCGACCCCUUUCAACGCUAGAAUAUCGAUGACAGCUCCGUUGACUCCACAGCAACAGCUACUACAAAGACAGCAGCAGGCCUUGGAGCAACAGCAAAACGGUGGAGUCAUGAAAAACGCAAACAAAAGAAGCAGCAACAAUGCUGCUGGUAACAAUAAUAGUAAUAACAAUUUAGACAAACCAAAGGUCAAGCGACCCAGAAAAAAUGCGAAAAAGAGUGAGAGUGGUACACCGGCUCCUAAAAAGAAAAGAAUGACUAAGAAGAAACAGAGCGCAAGUAGCACGCCCUCUUCCACUACAAUUUCAUAA